CGUCGAAUGCCAUUGCAAGACUAGAAGCGGAGCACUGCAUCAAGGGCGGGGCGUCUCCUAACUUUUGGAGCUGUUCUGGUGGCCAUUCUGCAGCUUCAAUUGAGCAGGAUGCUCGGUGUAACUGUUUGUGCAUGAACAUUCAGAUUGCUCUUGCAGUUGAGCAAUACACCACUUUUUUGGAGAAUGCGGGUGUCAUAUUACGAGUAACUGAAGGUCGAUGUACUGUAUGAAACCGGUUGGAAGGGCUCCUCUAUGACAUGCUUUUGGGACAGCUUUCAGCAGCAUAAGAACCACAUAUAGCAAGUGCACCCCAUAACUCCCGAGCUUUCAAGUUGGUCAUUUGAUUCCCUGAGGCGCAUACAACAAAUGGCACUCAUCAAACCAGGGGUCUGAAAAAAGGGACUCUCAAAGUUGAAAUACAACAUUCUGAACUUGAACUGACAGACGAGCUAAGCACGAUGUCGCACGACUACUUAAUAAACCCGAUUGGUCUCACGGUGUCGGACCGUGACUUCCACCGCUGGCUGACCAAGGGAUGGGCGGGCCUCAGGGGCGAUGAUUCAGACCCGUCCACAUCGGAAGGGGUGGCCCGGAGCGGCCUAGCAAAUUUAGUGAUGGGCCUGACAUUGGAGGACCUCAGGACGCCGGCGCGCCCGUGGCGGGGGGACUUCGUGAAUAGCGCAGGGCUGGGCUUCUGGGAGUCGUAUGCUUUGCCCGGGACUGAGAUGGAGCUGGAGAGCAGAUUACAGGGCAAUCUAGGCGUGUACCUGGGCAACUAUGUGGCCAUCAUGUGCGUCGCGUUCGUGUGUGUCAUGUUCAAAAGGCCCUUUGCUCUGCUGGCGAUGGUGGCGCUGGUCAAAUGUUGGGACCUGUUUCUGAAGUACCGCCGGCGGCCAGACGUGAACGUGUACAGUACAACAUUCCAGUAUAUGAGCUGGGGAUUCCAAAUGCUUUCGGCGCUCGUGGUGAUACUCUCUCAGGUGCUCCUGGCGCUGGUCGUUGCGGCACUGUUGGGGGGUGCGGUGGUAGUCGGCCAUGCGGCCUGUCGACGGCCCCCCGAUCCGUUUUGGAUAAGCAACCCACACCUUCAACCGCAACGGUCGCAGAGCGUGAUCACUCAAGGAGACGGCAGACGACGACAGAUCACCAGAAGAGCCACCACCGGCUCGCUUUGAUAGACCCGCUUGCGUGUAUAGACUACCGUUACUGUGUUUGAUCGUCGUCGGCCUUUUUCUAUAGCGAGUCACAAGAUCGACGGCAAAACUUCGGCGAUGUACAUAGCUUGAAAGCAGAAUCAGAGACAGACCGCUCGAUUAUCAAACUGGAUGAUGCACGCUACCCACCGUCCAUACUGUGUGCUAGGGAAGGCAAUUGUUUGAGCAUGUUGCGAAAAGAGCGUUGACUUCAUACCUGGAUGCUUUCUUAUGCCGCGCAGUAUAUGCGCGCUGUGUAUAUAUCAAAGUCCAAC
Klebsormidium nitens is the source of this 1468-nucleotide messenger RNA. Lineage: Eukaryota; Viridiplantae; Streptophyta; Klebsormidiophyceae; Klebsormidiales; Klebsormidiaceae. The record is from the annotation of a GenBank genome assembly.